Messenger RNA from Apis laboriosa (Himalayan honeybee), 1640 nucleotides. Its product is annotated as arf-GAP with dual PH domain-containing protein 1-like. NCBI's taxonomy places the organism in Eukaryota, Metazoa, Arthropoda, Insecta, Hymenoptera, Apidae. The record is from RefSeq and is a predicted model, not a curated record. The transcript has 6 exons. Gene Ontology annotation, biological process: positive regulation of GTPase activity. Gene Ontology annotation, cellular component: intracellular membrane-bounded organelle; plasma membrane. Gene Ontology annotation, molecular function: phosphatidylinositol bisphosphate binding; GTPase activator activity. Bases 38 to 1195 code for a protein of 385 amino acids.
UGUAUAUAUACAUAUUGCUGUUUGUCAGUGUUUUAAGAUGGCGGACUUAAAUGAGAAGUUGUUAGCAGAACUCCUCAAAAAACCUGGAAAUAAUGUGUGUGCGGAUUGUGGGGCAAAAAAUCCAGAAUGGGCUUCUUAUAAUAUAGGAAUAUUUGUGUGCACAAGAUGUGCAGGUAUACAUAGAUCAAUGGGUGCACAUAUUUCUAAAGUUAAACAUUUAAAACUAGACAGGUGGGAAGAUUCUCAAGUAAACCGAAUUAGAGAAGUUGGUAAUAUUGCAGCUAGACUUCAUUAUGAAGAACGUGUACCUCCAUGUUAUCGCAGACCAAAUCCAGAUGCACCACAAGUAUUAAUAGAACAAUGGAUAAGAGCAAAAUAUGAAAGAGAAGAAUUUUGUCAUCCAGAGAGACAAAAUCAUUAUGUUUCAGGAUUCAUGGAAGGUUUUUUAAUGAAACGUGGUAAAGAAGAUUCACGUUAUCACCCACGAAAAUUUGUUCUUUGUGAGGCAGAAGAUACUCUCAAAUAUCAUGUUAAAGAAAAUAAGGAACCCAAAGCUGUUCUUAGAAUAUCAGAAUUAAAUGUUGCUUUUGCUCCUCCUAAAACUGGUAAUCAAAAUAGUUUGCAAAUAUCAUUUAUGAAAGAUGGUACAACAAGACAUAUCUAUGUAUAUCAUGAAGAUCCAGAAGUAAUCACAAAUUGGUACUUGGCAAUACGAUGUGCAAAGUUACAUCGUUUGCAAGUUGCAUAUCCAGGAGCAACUGAGGCUGAAUUACUUUCACAGCUUACCAGAGAUUUUCCUCGUGAAGGAUUUUUAUGGAAAACUGGACCUAGAUAUACAGAUGCUUAUAAAAAAAGAUGGUUCACACUAGAUGGACGAAAAUUGAUGUAUCAUGAUGAUCCUAUGGAUGCACAUCCAAAAGGUGAAAUCUUCUUGGGCCACAGUUCAGAUGGUUUUGCAGUAAAAACAGGAGUACCUCCUGGUGCAAGAGAUCAAGGAUUUUCAUUUACUCUUGAAACUCCAGACAGAACUUAUCUUCUUUCUGCUCAAAGUGAUGAUGAUAGAUCACAAUGGAUGAAUGUAAUUCAAAAGGUCAUAGAUAAACCACUUACUCCACAAGAUGCGACUGUGGCAGCGCGUCUCAUAAGAAAACGCACAGCUAGUGGAACAAUGAAUAUAUUUUCUUCUACAAGGUAGGGCUGGAUCCCUCUUAGGUGCCUUUCCUAAUUGUUAAAAAUGAAUAUUAGAUGAACUAAUUAAGCUGAUCUAUUAAGACUGUUAAAGAAGUAGAUCACUCAACUCACUUGAUGGCAAGUAGAUAAUGUUUUAUAAUCGCACAAUGCUAUCGAGUCACAUAUGCAUAUUCAUUCAUAAAAAUACACGUUAUAUCUUACAUAUAUAUACCGUUAUAAAAAAUAUAUUUCAAGUAAACACAAGAUAAUUUUUACACAUUCUCAUAUGAGUAUUAUCAAUUUUAAAAAGUUUAAUAUGAUCGAAUAGCAAAUUUAAAUGAACCAAAUAUAUUAAAUUAAGUGGUUCUUUCUAAUAGUAUAAUAUAAAAUGUAUGUAAAAAUUGACAUAUACUCUUUAAAAAUACUUUUAACAUAAAAUAUAAAUACUUCUUGCUUGCUGUCGAACCAAA